This is a messenger RNA of Fundulus heteroclitus (mummichog), 2327 nucleotides long. RefSeq names its product GDP-D-glucose phosphorylase 1 (gene gdpgp1). Gene Ontology annotation, biological process: glucose metabolic process. Gene Ontology annotation, cellular component: cytoplasm. The transcript has 2 exons. Gene Ontology annotation, molecular function: GDP-D-glucose phosphorylase activity. The coding region runs from base 171 to 1262 and encodes 363 amino acids. Lineage: Eukaryota; Metazoa; Chordata; Actinopteri; Cyprinodontiformes; Fundulidae. The record is from RefSeq and is a predicted model, not a curated record.
GGAAAUCGUGAAGGCUAGCAGUUAGCUAUCAGCUAACCGGUGCUAGACGUGCGGCUUUGAACGUGCUAAAGUUAAUUUGAAGAGGAGAUAGUUUUGAACAGUUAAUAGCUUCAAAUCUGCUGUUGGCUUUAUGAAGCUGAUCCACGGAGUCAAGACAAGAAGAUCCGACCAUGCUGCUCCAGUUUGUGUACAGCCCCCAGGACUUUGUCACGGACGUGCUUCAGAGAGGAGACGUCCGUCCGCCGCCUUCCAAGUUUGACACGCUCAUCAGAGCCGGCUGGACGGACCGGAUGGACAGGGGACUCUUCCGGUACCGUCUGGGGGACCUGCAAACGCGUGUCCUGCCGGGCCCCAGCGGCUACGUCGCUCAGCUCAACAUUCAACGCGGAAUCGAGCGGAGGAAGCCCCAGGAGAUACUGAGCAUUCAGCAGGAGUUUAAUCCCAGCCAGUUUAACUUUAACAAAAUAAACAAAAUAAACGCGGAUGAGAUUAUAUGUGAGAUGACGAAGGACACGGGCAGUGGAGUAGAUCUACCCGCGGGCCAGCUGCCUCGACCCAGCAGGAUUGUUGUGUUGAUCAACGUCAGCCCCCUGGAGUUCGGACACUGCCUACUUGUUCCCGACCCGUCGCUCUGCUUACCUCAGAUCCUCACAAGAACCGCCGUCCAGGCCGCCAUCGAGUCUGUGCUCCUCAGCGCCGACCCCGGUUUCCGCGUGGGCUUCAACAGCCUCGGAGCGUUUGCGUCCGUCAAUCACUUGCACCUUCACGGAUACUACCUGGACCACGAGCUCAGGAUCGAAACCGACCUCGUGAAGCCUUUGAUCGCCGAGAAGAGGUUUUAUCGCACACUAGGCUUCCCUGUUGGAUUCUUGAUUUUUACAGAACCGGACGAGGUGGACACGACGGCCAGAACCGUCUGCGAAGUGACGGACUUUCUCGUGGGCGAAAACGUUGCUCACAACGUGUUCCUGACCAGAGGCUGCCCACCGGGCGGCCAGACGCCGAGCGCGAAGGAGCGCCGCUUGAGAAAAGGUGUCCGUAUAGCCGUUUGGCCCAGGAAAGCUUGCUUCGGCUCCAAAGAGGAAUCCGCCUUUAACGUGGCGCUCUGCGAGUUAGCGGGGCAUUUGCCCUUUAAAAACAAAAAGGACUUUGAGUGUACAACUGAGAGAGAGGUCAUAAGUAUAGUUCAGAGGUAUCUUCUGCCAGAAGAUGCGUUUCACCAGCUGGAAGAGCAGCUGGUUAACCACUUAUUGACUCUUUAAUGUCAGGAAUACAUAUUUAAUGUUCAUAAAACUUUAGGGUAUCCACGGUUAAUCUGAAUCAAUGCCGUUCUGUGUUUUUGUGCCACUGGCAUGAUGGUGGGUGUGUCACACAAGGAACAAAUGGCGCACUCACAAUGUCAGUCUGUGGGUUUUUGACAUCUGUCACUGCUGACCCAGACGUGGCGUAGUUUGUUUGAAGCAGCCUUCGGACAGACCGAUCCUACCGUGAUUGCGCGCCGCUGAACCAGAAGCCUAAGAAAACUGACAAUCAAGACAUCUGAGCGUGAAAAUGUAUGAAAAAUUUGAACUCUAAAUGUAAAGUUAAACGUGCCCGAGUUCUUUAAAAGUAAUAAGUCCGCAAAAAGAUGCGUAACACUCCAAUGGGAAUGCUUGUCUCAUUCCCGUCGGGGUGCUGGAUAUGAUCUAAAAUAGUUUUGGCGUCCCUUAAAAUGCAAAAGUUUUAAAACGCCUCUUGAGUGAAAGUUCUUUAUCCUGAUUUGGAAAGCUAGAAGUUCUAACAACAAUGUUUUGAUAAAAAUAAAGACGCAGCCUCAUGUAGUUUCUAGACAUUUUCCUCAGUCUGACGUCGCUAAACGCUGGAGGACACGAGAUCCAGCCGAACAAACAGAAACCCGGAUGUUUAAAUUGAUCGUGCAUGCACGGUAUUUACAUGCACACGUGUUUUUUUUUUUAAACUAUGUGUCAUGUUUAAGUUUCCCUCGAGUCGUCUUCUGCUGAUAAUGCCGGCGGUCACUGCUGAGACGCGGGCCCGUCUGAAGAAGCAGCUAGCGGAGUUCGUGGUUGCUGCACUGCAUCGUGGGAAAACCUGAAAGCUUCGACUGAUCGAACCUCCUGUGUAACGUUUUUGCUGAGCUUCUUGAUUAAUCACAAUGCCACAUACAGUAACGCUAAUCUCAGCGUUAUUAAACAUUAUGUUUAUAUUAUGUGUAACAUAAUGUUUUUUAGUUGCCAUGGGCUUGAAAGAUUUUGUUAUUGUACGAUAGCCUUCAGUAAAGAGACCAAACUUUCACUGCUUGUUGGUAUUAAAGCAAAAAUCUGAGUAAA